AGGACACUCAGCCUGCCAGCAUCAGCAGCCCGGAGGAAGGCUGGCCAAUCACCAGCUGACAUGCUCAGAAAUUCAGGAGCCAAUGAAAUGCCAGCAAGCCCCCUCCACAGCACAACAACUCGGACGCAGAGGCUGCACGAUCUGAUGUCUUGUUGAUGAAUGGAGCGCUUCCUGGGCUGCAUCGCUGCACGUCUCUGCUGCUCUUUCGCCUGAAACGGGAGGAUGGAGAGGAAAAUCAGCAAAGAUGGAGGGAAAAACGGCGCCAAGGCUGUGAGAGGACGGCGAGCAAACCCAGAGAGCCCCGAUGAAAGCUCGGCUGAGGACGAGGCAGCAGCUUUUAAAGGGACGGACUCGCAUCCUGAUCUCCAUCUGUCGGGCUCAUCGUCUCCAUCACCGUCCUCCUCCUCCCCUCUUCCUCUGCCCGCCAUGCCUCCGUCCGUGUCCGCCUCUGCUCUCCUGGCUCUGGCGUCUCCAGCAACCAGGCGGUCCAUCUCCAUGGGAGACUUUCGGAGGGUGACGGGGGCUCUCCUGGCCGGUUCCGAUCCCCCGUCCACUGCUGCCACGGCGCCCUCCUCCAAACUGGUGACCCCCAGCUCCAGCAUGGAGUUCGAGGCGGCGCGGCGGCGCCUGCUGGAGGUGGAGGAGCGGCAGCGGGUCAUCCGGGAGAUGGAGCGGCGGCUGGAGGAGCUCAGGGAGAUGUUUGUGCGCUCCGAGCAGCAGGUGGUGGUUCACGGGGAGCUGGUGUCGCGGAUAACCGGAGCGGCCCAGCAGGGUGAGCUGUACGUGGCGGAGAACACCCAGCGGGUGAAGAAAGGCUUGAAGUUCAAGAAGCAUCGACCCACCAUCGUGUUUUCCUCCAUGCUCGGACUGCGCACGUGCCUCCCCUGGCCUGUGAAGCUCAAAUAAGACGUCAGAUACUUGCAUUUCACACAUGACAUUAGAAAUGUGCUUUACAUUAAAUAGUGAGGGAUGGAGCUCCAUCCAUUAGCUCUCAGUGACACGGCUGCUCUCCACCUUACUGCUCUUGAAUCCUGAGGCUGGUCCCUCAGGGCUUAGAGUGCCUAGACAUCACAGAGGCCAGUGAGGAGCUUCCGGUUCAGCAGAUUUCUGGGAAAAACUCCCUGGCUAUAGCUGGCACCAGUGUCGUUGUGUCCUAGUUGUUCUCACAGAUUGUUUGCUGCUUGCAGUUAUUGUCAGUGCUUGCUUUUGAGAGAUUCAUGUCAAAUUCAUGAUGCACAGAUAAGUCAGGGGGAUGUGGGAGGUGAGCUUCACUCUGCUCUCCUGUCAGGAGGUUCUGCUGCACUUUAACUUCUGCAGCAGUGAGGAGGCUUUAACCGGUAAGCUUAUUGAAGAAGUGGCAACACAACAGUGUAGAUCGCUGAACUAUCUGCCUCUGCAGCUCAUUAAGGGCGAAGUGAAGGACAGGAAGGUAAGAUGAGACGUUUGCUGCACUGUUACAUAAAACUGAUGCAGACAGAUGCAGAAAUAGAAAAUGUAACUGUGGGAAAUGACUGGGGGAAAAAAAAGUGCCUUGGCUUCUCUGAGACUGCUCAUCCCACUGUCAUAGCAGCAUUAAGAAAAGACAGUUAAUAAGGGGAAACAAAUCAUGCUGGGACACUUCCACCUGUGGCCUCUUUUUAUCCUGUCACCUAGCAGCCAUUUAUCCCUCCAUCCUAAAUCCUCUUCCACAAAAAUGCAGAAUGUAUCCAGCUGAGAGCUCUGAUUACACUACUGUGGCAGGGAUUUAGUAAAACAAAUGAUAAACAUCAAGAUUUAUUAUUAUUAUUAUUAUCAUAUCCGCUUCUGAUGAUCGGGGGUUAUAUUUGAGUUACUCAUGCAUGCAUCAGCUUGUAAAUCUUAGCUAUGCUAUCUCUGCUGUCUUAAUGAAGAACAAAAGACGAUGUUAUGAGCUACAGGUUUGCUUAUUAGAACGCAAAUAUAACUCUAAGUGCACAAAGACCUCGCUGAUAUGAAAUUAUAGUGGUAAUUGCAGGUUUGAACAAUUUAUUCAAGGGUUUAUUCACAUCAUGUUGCAGCAUUAUCUGUUAAGCGCAACACAUUUGUCCCAUAAUAUAUAUAUAUUUUAAUUUCUAUGUAUGGUUUUGUCUUUGGAUUAAUGACUUUUUGCAUUGUGUUUCUCUCCUUUGAUCUGCACAGGUAUUAAUUACAUCAGGGAUGUCUCGUUUGGGCAUUAACAGGUUAUGGUAGUGAUCCACACUCAGUCAAGGUUCACUGUUUGUUUGUCAGGGUAAAAUGUCCCGACAAACACCCUUUUUUCUACAACAACACAAUCCCUGAUGGUGCUUUGUUACAAAGAACCAGCAGCAGGGAGACACAAACUUUGAUUGUAUCAUCACUUUCGCUAAAUGAUUCACUCUGUUUGUGAUUUUUUUUGCUUGCUUGCACAGAUUUAAUGGAUGUAUUAGAAGCAUCCAUUGUAUGUACUUUUAUAGAGUAAAGAAUAACAGAGGAAGACACUAACGGGAGACCAGGUUGCCUGUGUUUGACAAAAUGCAUUUCUAAGAAACCUAUGAUGCAUUUGAAGGAUGUGAAGACUCACUCCAUGAGGCUGGUUCACUUCAGUAGGAGCUGGAUUUGGGUCAUUGCUAAUUUUGACUUGAAGGGCUUAAAAAUGGAGUUUGUCUGUGUUGCUUGGAAACACUUAAAGGAGCAUUCUGUCAAACAAUUUAUUCAUAUUGCAGAUCUGAGACUUUUUCAGAACAACAGUAAAAGAUACAAGUAUUUCCAUCCUGACUGAUAUUUUAAAACAAUGACACAGCAAAAUUUUGUAUUUAUUUUAAUUAGUUAUGUGUUUUAUGACGACAAAAACAGCUAAAAAAAAUCAAUUGGUUCUGCAUCCCAGCCAACAUGUGCAUGUCUGCCUAUUAUGGGUUUUACUCUGGUUGGACGGACCGUUUAAAUACAUUUUUAUUGGCAAUCCUGUUGGACAUGCUAUGCAUGCUAUCGCUUAGUCCAAAAUGAAUACAAAGAAAAUCAAUUAUCUACAUGGGUCCUACUUUUUUCCCCAGAAUUGCCUUUUAUAAAACCUAUUUCAGAAUUUCUCUGUAACCUGUGAGAAAUCUUAUCUGGCAACUCAGAUGCCAUUCAAAUACUUACAGGGAUGUUUGGCUGAAAGAGUUUUUCAGUGUUCGAUGCAGUGAUGAAAUGUUCUGAUGAUUUGUAUACAAGUAGCCUGGUUGUCCUCAUUAGUUUGAACCAGGAAGUUACUCACAUUCUCCACUGCACUUCACUUUUCUAUAUGAAGCAAAGACUGCAUAAGAGAGAAUUUAAAAGUUACUUGUGGUUUUAACAUGAGAACUGUUGUGAGAAAUAGCUGGAGUGCCUCUUCAUUCAAAGAAACUUGCUCAGACCAAAAGUUUCUCUUGACCUACUGAUAGCCACGACGUCUUUCUCCUUGAAUGUUGAUUAACGCCAUUUAGCGAAGCAUUACACAUGCCCAAAGUAAAAGAAAAAAAAAAACUUUCUGGCUUUGUGCACAUCUAUACCAAACAUUAUUGUAGAAAGGUUUUAUUGAAUAAAGAAGUCUGAAACAUGUAUUUAUGCUCCUGUAUAUAUAGAGCUACCUGUACAUACAGUUAGCCUGAUUUGCUGUUUGAGAUAUUUCUAUUUUGGUGUUUACAGAAAGGAUGGUACUGACACAAACAGCCAGACAACAUUUACAUAUGGGCCCCAUAGGGGGAGAAAUUGACUGAACAAUGGGUCAAAGGUGGGAUUGUAUCCAGGUUACACACUGACUUCAUUUUAAUGUUUUGUUGUAAAAGAAUAUUGGAAUCAAUGUGGAUUUUCUUUAUUAAGUCCCACAUGGGGGCCUGAAUUUUAUGGCCUCUGGUUCCAAGUGGGUUCAGACUCACAACUCAGUCUAAGCAAACUUUCUAUAGGGCCCACAUAUGCAUGUUGACAGGGAACGAUCUUUCUUUUUUUAACCUGAGUGGGACUAAAUAACUCAGUCAUUCUUUGAUGUGGAAUUGCACUUUUUAUUUUCUGAAUGGAAAAAACUAAACAAAACACAACAUCCAAAGAUCUCGGGACCCACUUGCAGAAUGAAUGUAAUGUUGAUUGUUGGGUGUUUUUGUAUUUUUUCUGAACACUGGAAAUGGAAAUAUUGCAAUAUUUCCAUUUUGAACCUGUGGCUAGCAUUUACUUUGAAGAAUUUGGAAACUGUUAGCACAGCUCUAGCGUGUUUAGCCCUUUACUCACAUCAACACUGACUAGCCACAGGCUCAAAACCACCUUUAUGAUGUUUAGCACUUGAACGUUUGAAUAAUUCAUGUUUACUUAUGCAUACCAGUUAUUUAUUGCUUUAUAAUAUGUGUGAUAUUCUUAUGGUAUGAUUAAAAGCUAUAGCUUUUUUCCUCAGUUAUUAAUGACUAUGUGAAUACAAUUAGAGCUUCACACUUCAGCAUCAUCUGUUUUUGAUGAAAAAAGCUUUAUGAUAAAAUGUUAAUUCAUGUUCUGCUUUGGGUUCCUGCUUUGUUUAGUUUGCAACUAUAAAUUUCUGCACAAUUAUUAAAAGACUCCUCUCAAGCUCA
Molecule: messenger RNA, 4550 nt
Organism: Poeciliopsis prolifica (blackstripe livebearer)
Lineage: Eukaryota; Metazoa; Chordata; Actinopteri; Cyprinodontiformes; Poeciliidae
Product: TMF-regulated nuclear protein 1-like
Exons: 1
Coding region: 223-906 (227 amino acids)
Biological process (GO): regulation of cell population proliferation
Cellular component (GO): nucleus
Molecular function (GO): DNA binding
Source: RefSeq, a predicted model, not a curated record